This is a messenger RNA of Solea solea (common sole), 834 nucleotides long. RefSeq names its product histone H2B-like. Bases 9 to 383 code for a protein of 124 amino acids. The record is from RefSeq and is a predicted model, not a curated record. NCBI's taxonomy places the organism in Eukaryota, Metazoa, Chordata, Actinopteri, Pleuronectiformes, Soleidae. The transcript has a single exon. Gene Ontology annotation, cellular component: nucleosome. Gene Ontology annotation, molecular function: protein heterodimerization activity; structural constituent of chromatin; DNA binding.
GUGUCAGGAUGCCUGAUCCCGCCAAGUCCGCGCCCAAGAAGGGCUCCAAGAAAGCCGUGACUAAGACCGCCGGCAAAGGAGGCAAGAAGAGGAGAAAGAGCAGGAAGGAGAGCUACGCCAUCUACGUGUACAAGGUGCUCAAGCAGGUCCACCCCGACACUGGCAUUUCGUCCAAGGCCAUGGGCAUCAUGAACUCGUUCGUCAACGACAUCUUCGAGCGCAUCGCCGGUGAGGCGUCUCGCCUGGCUCACUACAACAAGCGCUCCACCAUCACCUCCAGGGAGAUUCAGACCGCCGUGCGUCUCCUGCUGCCCGGUGAGCUGGCCAAGCACGCCGUGUCCGAGGGAACCAAGGCCGUCACCAAGUACACCAGCUCCAAGUAAACACACUGCUCGGACUGCAACAACCUCAUCAACCCAACGGCUCUUUUAAGAGCCACACACUUUAUCUAAGAGAGUUCACAUGAUCUUUAUAUGGAAUUAAUAUUCAAAUGAUUAUACACAUGUGUACAUUACUGUCCUUAAGGUUAAUUCUACAAUCAACAUACUGUAGAGAUGUAUUUAUUAACCCUUGCCUCAAAUUACAAGUGGUUCAUGAUUUGAAUCACAUAUUUCAAAUGAAAGUGACUUGGUUACACAAGUUGUGUGUUGCAAAUGAAAUGUAUAGUCACUGGACUAUUUGCUGCUAGGUUUACAUUUAAACAUGGGUGAAGGAGCUCCUUCACAAAAAAUGGAGAGUAAAGAGCAGCAGGAUCUAUUCUCUAAAUGAACCAUUGACAAACUCCUUUGAGUCGACAAUGUGUGUAUCAUAAUAUAUAAUCUUGAACAAUACUUU